Messenger RNA from Carassius carassius (crucian carp), 2664 nucleotides. RefSeq names its product transient receptor potential cation channel subfamily V member 1-like. The coding region runs from base 293 to 2632 and encodes 779 amino acids. Gene Ontology annotation, biological process: calcium ion import across plasma membrane. The record is from RefSeq and is a predicted model, not a curated record. Lineage: Eukaryota; Metazoa; Chordata; Actinopteri; Cypriniformes; Cyprinidae. Gene Ontology annotation, molecular function: protein binding; calcium channel activity. Gene Ontology annotation, cellular component: membrane. The transcript has 16 exons.
AGCAUUUUAAGAAGGAGCUUGAUGACUUCUAGUGCACUGUAUAUAUGGAUGAUUAUAAAUGAGAUAAAACAAGGCGUGGACAACAUAAUCAAAAAAUUAAUACAACCCGCCUUUCUGUAAGGCUCUCAGCAACCUCAAAACAUCUCUUCCUCUCUGACACAAACACAGAGAGAGAAAAAGUUAUCGUGUUCAAGGAAUCAAGCUCAUUAAUACUGUAUACUUAAUCUAACAGAUUGAAAAACUGAAAUUAAUUGAGCUCUAAUAUCUGCUGUAUGACUAAGAAGACAUCACCAUGAGUAAAUCAAGAGACAGCAGCUCCACAUUCUUCCUGGAGACAGAUGACCAGACACAGGAGCAAAGGGAAAAGGCCAAACAGAUGAAGAAAGGUGUCUUAAAGGACAAGAGGCCCAUGGAUUCUAAUUACCUGGAUGAGACAGAUGACCCUGCACACAAAAUUAAAUUUAACCUGCACUUUGACAGGGGAAUCAGAAAAGUGAAAGAGGAACCAUCUCAGCAGGACAGUGAGAGGUUUACCCUCAAGAGGCUGUUUGAUGCCGUGUCCAGUGGCGAUGUGUCUAAACUGCAGGGUUUACAUCAGUACCUGCACAAAAACAUGAAACGGCUCACUGACUCUCAGUAUAAGUCCAAUGGAAAGACUGCCCUGCUGAAAGCACUUUUAAAUUUGAGGGAAGGCGAGAAUGACACUAUUGAACAUCUGCUGGAAAUUGCAGAGAAACUUGGAGAUUUAAAACAUUUUGUCAAUGCUGCUUACACAGACAGUUUCUACAAAGGUCAGACAGCACUCCAUGUUGCAAUUGAACGGAGGAGUGCAAAAUUUGUACAGAUGCUGGUUAAGAAAGGGGCUGAUGUCCAUGUUAAAGCCUGUGGGAAAUUCUUUCAGCCCAAUCAAGAGACAUGUUUCUAUUUUGGUGAGCUGCCCUUGUCGCUGGCUGCUUGCACUAAUCAGCCAGACAUUGUGGACUUCCUUAUGAACAACCCUUACCAGACGGUGGAUGUCAGGGAGAGGGACUCUCAUGGAAACACAGUGCUUCAUGCAUUAGUAUCCAUAGCUGAUAACAGUCCUGAAAACACAGAGUUUGUCAUCUCCAUGUAUGACCACAUCUUAUUCAAAACUGACCAACUUCACCCCAAGAUCAAGCUGGAGGAAAUUGAAAAUAAUGAAGGACUCAACCCACUCACACUUGCUGCCAAAACAGGAAAACUGGGGCUGUUAAAGCACAUCGUGCAGCGGGAGUUUAAGGGGCGGCGACAUCUGUCACGGAAGAUCACGGAGUGGGCCUACGGUCCAGUGUGCUCGUCUCUGUAUGACCUCACCUCUCUCGACACCUACGACAACAACUCCGCGCUGGAGAUAAUCGUUUAUGGCAGUGAGAUUCCUAAUCGCCUCGAGAUGCUCCAUAUUGAACCAUUUAACCGACUAAUUGAAGAGAAGUGGCAGAGAUUUGCGAAACAGAUGUUCUUGUUCAACUUUAUUGUUUAUGUUAUCUACCUUUUCAUAUUCACUGCAGUAGCUUAUCACCGAGAAGCAGGGAAGGACAUUAACAACAACCAACCCCCAUUUCGUUAUAGAAAUAAUAGCCAAGACUACUUGCUUCUGACAGGACACGUCAUAAGUACCAUUGGAGCACUUUACUUCUUUAUUAGAGGGUUGAUAGAUUUGUUAAGAAAGCGUCCAGGAUUUCAGUCCCUGCUCAUAGAUGGAUACACUGAUCAGCUUUUUUUUCUGCAGGCUGUGCUCUUCCUGGUGUGUGCUCUUCUGUACUGCUUGGGUCAGGACCAAUAUGUGGCCUGGCUAGUUUUGUGUCUUGCCUUGAGCUGGGUAAAUCUACUGUACUUCUCUAGAGGGUCCAAAAAUAUGGGAAUCUACAGUGUCAUGAUACAAAAUAUGGUUCUUGGGGAAAUCCGUCGGUUCAUUGUUGUGUACAUGGUCUUCCUCAUUGGGUUCUCUACAGCCGUGGUAACUCUGCUUGAAGAGGAGUCUACCAACAAAGAUCAAAGAGCAAACAGUUCUGAAAAUCUAUGUAAUGAAGGACAAUCUAAUAAGACCGAAUUCAAGAGCAUCUACUUCACCACUCUGGAGUUGUUCAAGUUUACGAUUGGCAUGGGAGAUCUGGAGUUCACCGAUCAAUAUCAAUAUGCAGAGGUCUUCUAUGUGCUGCUGAUUCUGUAUAUAGUGAUGACGUACAUUUUGAUGCUGAACAUGCUGAUCGCUCUGAUGAAUCAAAGAGUGGAGGAGAUGUCCGUAGAGAGCACCAACAUCUGGAAACUACAGCGCGCAAUCACCACCUUGGACAUGGAGUGGAUGCUUCCCCAAUGUCUGAAGAUAAAGUGGCGUUCUGGGCAAGAGAAGGAUCUAGACGGGGGGCAGGAGCCUGAUCGACGCUGGUGCUUUAGUGUGGAGGAAGUCAACUGGAACCAAUGGAACAGAAACCUGGGUGUAAUUACCGAGGACCCUGGGAGAUGCCUGUCUGUACCUUCCCCAACUCAACUUCAGAAAGAGCCCAGCCAGCGUGGACUCAUGCAAACGUUCAGUAAACGUUGGACACAGACACAACAACACAGAGAUGUCCAGGAGCUGAGUCCUCUAGCUGAGGCAUCUACCUCCGUCUGAUGCUUUUAUAAUCCAUAAUCUAUUUUGCAGUU